GUAAAAUGGCCAAGAAAUCUCUUAUCUGUUCGAUAGUCUGCGGAGUCCUAGGCGUCAUUCUUGUUGUAAUUGGCUGUGUGCUGAUUCAUGUCUUCAAGCAAAUGAUCCAUACGCAGAUAAAAGAGCAUAUACCACUGAAAAAUGGAUCUGAUACUUACGAAGACUGGGUUGUUCCCCCUGCACCAAUUUACUUCCAAGUGUGGGUGUUCAAUGUUGUCAACCCUGAUGAGAUUAUAAAAAAUGGUGCCAUACCUGUGCUGGAAGAAAGAGGACCUUACACAUACAGAGAAUAUCGAACAAAAAAGAAGAUUGAUUUCAUAGAGAAAAAUGCCACUGUAACAUACAUGGAAGACAGGGCAUAUGUGUUUGAUCGCAAUAUGUCGUGUGGUCCAGAAACAGACAGAUUUACUACUUUGAACAUUCUGCUAGUCACUGUAUUGAACAUGAUUCGCUUCGAAUAUGGCGCAGUCAAAGAGGCGUUUCAAAUCUUUCUGGAUCUGUUUCCCAAUGUUCAUAUGUUUCUGUCGCUUUCUGUACAUGAUGUACUGUGGGGUUAUGAAGAUCCCUUGAUCAAAGACCUUGAAGAUUUCAUUUUUAAUUGGACACACAAGACAAUACCUUUCGAUGACCAUGUUGGUCUCUUUUAUAAGAAAAAUGGGACAGAUGAUGGAAUAUAUAACAUUUACACAGGAUCCGAUGAUGUUGACAAGUUUGGAGUAAUUGCCACUUGGAAUUAUAACAGUUCCUUAAACUGGUGGUCAACUCCAUAUGCUAAUAUGUUAAAUGGUUCAGAUGGAACUCUGUUCCCACCCUUUGUGGAUUCAUCACGUCCUUUGUAUCUGUAUGCAUCUGAUGUUUGCAGAUCGCUGGAAAUUGUCUACAAAUAUGGCUACAAACUGAAGGAUAUUGAUCUGCUACGAUAUGUUGUCCCGCCCAGUUCGUUCCGCAAUGUAACGAGUAACCCUGACAACAUUGGCUUCUGUACGCCAUUCGCCAACCUGUCUGACACAUCUGACUGUAACCCCGGUGGUGUUCUCAAUGCAAGCGUGUGCAAACAAGAUGCCCCAUUUCUGUUUUCCUCGCCUCACUUCCUCUUUGCUGAUGACUCUGUCCUGUAUGGGGUCAAGGGAAUGCAUCCAAGUCUUGAAAAACACCAGACAUUUCUUGAUGUUGAGCCAAUGACAGGAGUUGUAAUGAAUGCUGCAAAGAAAUUACAGUUGAACUUUAAUAUACAGAAGAUUGACAAUAUCACGGAAACUCUACAAAUUAAAAAACCCAUCAUAUUUCCAAUGAUGUGGUUGAAUGAGAAUGCCAAAAUUGACGACAAAAGUGCCAACAAGUUCAAGUCUGAGGUGAUGGGGCCAAUAAAGAUCACGGAAGCUGUUCAGUACGGUCUGAUCACUCUUGGAGUGUUCAUCAUUGUGUGUGUGCUGGCCAUCGGUCUCAAACGACUGCUGUGUAAACGGUCUGACUCUCACUCGCCUCUGGAAUCUCUACAAGAAGAAAAACAACCACUACUUCAAUGAAUCCCAGUCAAGAGAUAACUUCUGAUUUUCUCAAACAGUGGUAAAAGGGUGGUCAUUUUUGGCCAAUCUAAUAGGAUGGUUAUUUUGUAUUUUACCAUCUUAAAAGAAUGGCUGUUUUCGUAUUUCCAUCCUAAAAGGAUGGCUGUUUUCGUAUUUCCAUCCUAAAAGAAAGGCUGUUUUCGUAUUUCCAUCCUAAAAGAAUGGUUAGUUUCAUUUUACCAUCCUAAAAGGAUGGUUAUUUUUAUUUGGCCAUUGUAAAAGAAUGAUUGUUUUUAUUGGAGCAAACUGGAAAAAAAAAUGUGUUGGAGGUUUCUUUUCUUUUCUUUUAACCACAACGAAAAGAAUGGUUAUUUUCUGAUUACCAGAAAAAUGGAAUGUUUGUUUUAAUUUUACCAGACUAUAUAAGUCUUAGAUUGGUUAUUUUCAAGAUGUCAGAAUAAAAGAAGAGAUUUUUGUUUUGACAAGACUUAAUGAUUUAUUUUCAUUUUACCGUAAUGUUUUAUUAAAGAUGUUUAUAUUUGCAUUUUAAAUAAUGAUAUAUAAAAGUUUUUGAAAGCAGUUUUACAGAUAAAUGUAGUAAAUUAUGCAUGUAUUGUAUUAAAUGCUUUUUAGAUAGAUAGAUAGAUAGAUAGAUAGAUAGAUAGAUAGAUAAAUAACUAGUUUAAUGUGCUCAUAUACCACUAGGAACACGCCCAUCCAGAGUCCGACCUCCGAUAAGAUCGGUGGCCUAACUCUGGAUGGGGGAAUGCUUUUUAAAAAUGUUUACUAAAUAUUUCAGUUCUUUCCCCUACUCUUUUUUGUUUUCUGCUUUCUUCAUAUUCAACACUCUGCAUUCCACUAUCAUUUCGAGAUGUUCAAUUUCUUAAUGUUGAUGUAUGUAUAAUGUAUGUGUACCUUAUGCAAUAAUUACUGUGAUUAGAAGAAACGAAAAUGUGGCCUUUAACGCCAGUGCCUGACCACUCUUCAGUCGAGAUGAUUGCUGUAGAUGAUAGGGAGACACCUUGUAAACCAAGUCUCUGAGUAGGUUUAACUGUGAUGAAGGGUAUGAUGACUGAAAUAAAGUAUACAGUUUACGGUUUGAUGUUUUAUAUACCAUGUUACGUUGUUGGUAGGGUUUUGAUCCAGUUACACUCAUCUCAGAUUAUGUGUACCAGAAAAUGAGUUAAGCAUCACCUAGGUUUGACCAUGUGACUUACAAUUUGCAAGAAAUUGUGACCAUUUCAUGAAAGGAAGGAAAUGUUUUAUUUAACGACACACUCAGCACAUUUUAUUUAUGGUUAUAUGGUUAAGGACAUAUGGUUACGGACCACACGGAUAUUGAGAGAAA
Gigantopelta aegis is the source of this 2853-nucleotide messenger RNA. Its product is annotated as lysosome membrane protein 2-like. Gene Ontology annotation, cellular component: cytoplasm; membrane. The record is from RefSeq and is a predicted model, not a curated record. Bases 6 to 1526 code for a protein of 506 amino acids. The transcript is spliced from 13 exons. NCBI's taxonomy places the organism in Eukaryota, Metazoa, Mollusca, Gastropoda, Neomphalida, Peltospiridae. Gene Ontology annotation, molecular function: scavenger receptor activity.